AUGACCCCUCUCCCAUCACAGGCGGGGAAGCCGUUCAAGAGAGUUGAUCUUGACGAACUCGUGUAUACUGAUAGCAAUGACCAAUAUGGCUCUUCGAGUGUGCCCAUUUAUCAAACCGCUACGUUCAAGCAGGUAAAAGCCACCGGGGGACAACAAGAAUACGAUUAUACGCGAUCGGGGAACCCGACGAGAACGCACCUCGAAAGGCACCUCGCCAAAAUUAUGAAUGCCUCCAGGGCAUUAGCAGUCAGCUCUGGAAUGGGUGCUCUCGACGUAAUCUGCCGGCUACUUCGGCCCGGCGAUCAUGUCAUAACUGGUGACGACCUCUACGGAGGGACUCAUCGACUUCUUACAUACAUGGCUGCCAACCAAGGCAUUGUUGUCCAUCAUGUCGACACGACCAAUCCCGAAAGCGUACGCCAAGCGGUCUGUCCAAGGACUGCGAUGGUACUUCUUGAAACUCCUACCAAUCCACUGAUCAAGAUCGUGGACAUUCCUUCCAUUGCCGCCAUGGUUCACGCUGCCAACGAUAAGUCUCUUGUUGUCGUCGAUAAUACUAUGCUGUCGCCCAUGCUUUGCAACCCGCUUGAUUUGGGUGCCGACAUCGUUUAUGAGUCCGGGACCAAGUAUCUUUCAGGCCACCACGACAUCAUGGCUGGUGUAAUUGGCUGCAACGAUGUUUCUGUUGGCGAAAGGCUAUUCUUCACCAUAAAUGCCACCGGGUGUGGGCUCGCACCAAACGACUCGUUCCUCCUACUCCGUGGUGUGAAGACACUCGCGAUCCGUAUGGAAAAACAACAAGCUAAUGCCCAAGCUAUUGCGGAAUUCCUAGAAUCUCAUGGAUUCCCCUUCGAAACCGGCGAUACUGCUCUCUCAGAGCGCAUUGUAGAGGCUGCAAGGCUGUGGGGCAUCAGCGUUAGUUUUGGCUGUGUCAACAGCUUGAUUAGCAUGCCCUGCCAAAUGAGCCAUGCAAGCAUCGAUGCCAAAACAAGAGAAGAGAGACAGAUGCCGGAAGAUAUAAUUCGGCUCUGUGUUGGCAUAGAAGAUGCGAAUGACCUCAUUGAUGACCUAUCACGAGCUCUCGUACAAGCAGGUGCUGCCAACGUUACUCUCGAUGGAUUUCACGCUGCCAGGACUCGCGUAGAACCUGAGCCGCCUGUGACAACGGAAAAGCUGCAUAGCCUCUUAUCUAGCUUUUCUGCCAACUCAAGUUCUACGUAG
Parascedosporium putredinis is the source of this 1221-nucleotide messenger RNA. The record is from the annotation of a GenBank genome assembly. NCBI's taxonomy places the organism in Eukaryota, Fungi, Ascomycota, Sordariomycetes, Microascales, Microascaceae.